Molecule: messenger RNA, 1212 nt
Organism: Nicrophorus vespilloides
Lineage: Eukaryota; Metazoa; Arthropoda; Insecta; Coleoptera; Silphidae
Product: putative gustatory receptor 28b
Exons: 2
Coding region: 1-1212 (403 amino acids)
Biological process (GO): sensory perception of taste
Cellular component (GO): axon; dendrite; membrane
Source: RefSeq, a predicted model, not a curated record
AUGGUUUCAGUCGCGUUUAAAAUGUUGAACUACAACCCUAAAACGAACAUCAGAUCCUUAGAAACAUUGCACACGUUAUGCAAAACAAUGGCGAUUUUACCACCUGUAAACUUGUGCAACGUCGAGGAUUACAAGAGCAAGUAUUUGUACGGAUCUGCAGCUGCUUGCCUUCUCCUAUUUUCCUAUGUUUACACAAUCUAUGGAAAAAUCGUUUACGUACAAAAAACCAUGUCGGUAACUGGAUUCGUGAUUGACGUUGGAUCGGAUUUAACAUUGAUCGUGGCCAACCUCAUCUCUAUCGUGGGUAUCAACUUGAUGAAUGGAAAUAUCGUCAGCAUCUUCUUAACUAAUAUGAAGAAAAUAGACAUCGACUUCCAGUAUAUACCCAGUGAAUCUAAGCAUCCCAAUAUAAGGUUUGUAAUGGAAAUGGUACUAAUUCACAUCUACAUGAUCAUCUUCUUUACGUAUAACCUAUACACGUGGAUGAGCACCUUGGGAAUGCAUAUCUAUAAGUUCUUCUUUCUGAAAGACUUCCAGAGCUAUUACAUUAUCGUGCUGGCAAUGCUCUUAAGGAAUUACGCGUACGCCAUCAAGUAUAGGAUGGAAGUGCUGAAUGGGAUCUUGACGAGAGGAGAAUGGUCACAGACUAACAACAUUUGCGCUAAUUAUUCGGGAUCAGCCUCAGCUAAAAUAAAGACGAAACAGCAAUGGACUUUGAAAAAAAUCACUAAGCAGUUCACAAAUCUGACAAAUCUGAUUGAUCUGUACAACAAAAUCUUCGGUUGGCAAUUCGUUAGCCUUUACAUAGUCAUCGUGUUCAACCUAUUGCUUCCUAUAAACUUAGCCUUGAUCUAUGGAUCAGGAGAAAAGGACAUCGACGGAUUUAAAUAUGGAUCUGAACUGGUUAUUGUUUGCAUAAUGCGGGCGUCCUUACCAAUUAUCACAGCUUUGGCCAUUUUCUCUGCUUGCAACCAUGCAACUGAUGAGAUAAAGCUUACUUCAGUGAUCUCCUACAAUCUUAUCCAAGAGCUUGGAGAAGUUCCCAACGAUUUAAAUUACAAGCAGGAAUUGCAAGAACUGGCACUAUUAGCUACCAAUAAAUGUCCAUCAUUCUCAGCCGCUGGUUUCUUUGCGGUUAAUUACAGUGCUUUGUUUGGUUUGGUUGGAUCCAUCACUUCAUAUCUCAUUGUUCUAAUUCAAUUUAAUAAAUAA